CUGGGGCGAAGCAAAGAGCGUUUGUCCCGUUACAUCAGUGCGCCAAGGGGCUUAAACCCAGAGAAACUAGAAUGCUUGAAAGACAAGGGGGAAAAGUUCUGUUUCCUCACGCCAAACUGUGAGGAAAAUGGCGAGUCUAUGGAGACUAAAGCGACUGAAUAAGGAGAAUGGUUAUGUGAAUGGAAUGUAUCUUUGUAGUGAGGUAAGGAAGCAGUGCAUUCAGUGGAGUACGGCACAACGCGAGCCUUCAUUGCAUGGAAAAGGAAGCGUCAACUUUAUAGACGUUUCAGUGUGACGCGAUUUCACUUCAGUAAUGUGGAUUGUAAGCGCCCUUGGGCAGCUACCGAAAUAGCUUUCUUCAUCGACAAGACAGAAGUGACCAGAGAGCUGCAAUAUCUACAUUUGGAUGAGUUUUAACCGAUAAAUAUUGUGAUCGAUACAUUUGAAAUAUGUUUACCUCACGUAUAACGGGACAACAAUCACCUUCGGGUCGCGCUACAUGUACGCGAACGCACUUUGCAGAUGUUAGAUAAUCACAGUCGUCAGUCUUUUGACUCCAGCAUGCACAUAUCUGUUUGAGGGGGUUGUUGUGUGUAAGUGAUCAGCUGUACUGACUGUGCCAUGGCCCUCAGGUCCAGAAGACCGUUGGUGAGCGUCAUUGUGGGGGUUUUUCUUGGCUUCACAGCCGCAUCGUGGCUUUUUGUGCCUAGAGUUGUGGAGAUCAGUGUGAAGAACAGAAGGUCUUCAGUGUGUACAUACUACAGUAACGGCAGGGCUCAGGCUAAAGUUUCAGACACCGCCCACAGUACUUCAUCUUCCACUGGCAGACACAGGCAUCUGCGACCACUCUUCUCCAGCCAGGAAGGCAGUGAUGAAGGUGAAGAGGAGCCGUAUAGGACAGGGAACAGUAGUGAUGGAGCGGGUCCUGUACCUACAGCUAGCUUCUUGUAUGUGGGGGUAAUGACAGCUCAGAAGUAUCUGGCCUCCAGGGCUGUGGCUGCCUACAGGACGUGGACUCCCAACAUCCCUGGGCGGGUGGAGUUCUUCUCCAGUGAGGGCUCUGAGAAGGUGCCCCUGCCAAUUCCAAUGCCUGUCAUCCCGCUGACAGGAGUGGAUGAUUCAUACCCUCCGCAGAAGAAAUCUUUCAUGAUGCUGAAGUACAUGCACGACCAUUAUUUGGAUAAAUAUGAGUGGUUUAUGAGGGCUGAUGACGACGUCUACAUUAGAGGUGAGAAGUUGGAAUUGUUUCUUCGCUCUCUUAACAGCAGUAAACCACUCUAUCUGGGUCAGACAGGUCUUGGUACGACAGAGGAGCUGGGUAAACUGGCCCUGGAGCCUGGAGAGAAUUUCUGCAUGGGUGGUCCAGGGAUGAUCUUCAGCCGGGAAGUUCUUCGUAGGAUGGUGCCACACAUUGGGUCCUGUCUUAGAGAGAUGUACACUACACAUGAAGACGUGGAGAUAGGACGCUGCGUCAGGCGUUUUGGAGGGACCCAGUGUGUCUGGUCAUAUGAGGUAAUGGCAGUUAACAUUCUUUCUUUGGUAUUUGGGUUGAAUGGGUUGAAUUGUGAUUUUAAGUGCUUAUACUUAGUGUCUGUAAUGUUCAAGAUUCUCUUUACCUCUUAUUAUAUUUGCUGUUUUCAGAUUAAAAAAAAAACUUUAUCACAUUAUAUUUUUUACAUUAUGGGCAUAAAUACGUGCUGGUCAGGUUUAUAUUUGUUUUACAUGCACCAUUGUGAUGUAGUAUUUUCUUAAUCAGUUGUCAGAUUCUAGUCUUCCAUUUGUCACUUCAUCCAACACACUGCAUGCACAAAUAUGGUGUUGUACUGUGCUGAUGGAAUAGUUGUACCUUUCUUUAAUAUUAGUGGUUUGCCAUAGACUAUUAAACAUGCUAUAUGUAAUUUCUUUUGACUGUACUAAAGCGUAAAAUUAACAUAAGUUUGCAGAUAUUUGGGAAACAUGCUAGGUUCACAUACUUGUUUCUGAUCAAAACAAGGCUACAGCUGCCAUUCUACUUUGAUGUGCGUUUCGUUUUGGAAUUUUUGUUUUUGUUUUGCAUGUGUGAUGCCCACUGCCAAUUUACCCAAUAGUAUUUUGACACCCCGGGUUGCCAACUGGUGGAAAACACGUAACAGUGACGUGUAGCAUCAAAGUACCACAAGAGCAUUUUGAGUAUAGUCAGCUGACUCAGAGCAACUGAAUGAGUGCUGGUGAUGACAUAGCUGUUUCACGAAUCACGACUGGCCAAAUUCACCACUAGACAAUGUGGAUGUGUGUUUCAGGUUUAUUUUGACACCUUUAGUUCUAAUAAUGCUCGCAAAUCUGUGUUAUUAUAACAGUAGUCGCAAUAUUAUAUUGAGUCGCAUUGAUCAAAAGACUGAUGAAAGUAUAUAUAGACCCACUUUAUGGUAUUUGAAUAGUAUAUGUUUAUGCUGAACUUUAUUCCUGAACAGAUGCUGGUGUAUUAAGCAGUAUAUGACAAGUGUUUCUGUUGCUUAAUGAAAACGUUUCUGUAACGUUUGUGUAUUUGACAAAUAUUGCAUUUCAUUCACUUUAUCUGUGAUAGUAUAUGCAAACAAUGUGCGAGUGUCUCUCCCGAGAACUUCUGCCUUGAGUGUCUGACUUGAAGUCUCCGCUUUCAAUUCAGGCAACUCUCACUGAUUGGUCUGUGCAAUAGACCUACAUGCCAUAUUUGUAACAUAUUUGUA
Messenger RNA from Labeo rohita (rohu), 2705 nucleotides. It is a transcript of the gene chsy3, whose product is annotated as chondroitin sulfate synthase 3. Gene Ontology annotation, molecular function: glucuronosyl-N-acetylgalactosaminyl-proteoglycan 4-beta-N-acetylgalactosaminyltransferase activity. The transcript has 2 exons. The record is from RefSeq and is a predicted model, not a curated record. Lineage: Eukaryota; Metazoa; Chordata; Actinopteri; Cypriniformes; Cyprinidae. Gene Ontology annotation, cellular component: membrane. Bases 622 to 1752 code for a protein of 376 amino acids.